Messenger RNA from Oncorhynchus mykiss (rainbow trout), 4373 nucleotides. RefSeq names its product DEAH-box helicase 37 (gene dhx37). Gene Ontology annotation, biological process: maturation of SSU-rRNA from tricistronic rRNA transcript (SSU-rRNA, 5.8S rRNA, LSU-rRNA). Gene Ontology annotation, cellular component: intracellular anatomical structure; nucleolus. Gene Ontology annotation, molecular function: RNA binding; ATP binding; helicase activity. The record is from RefSeq and is a predicted model, not a curated record. NCBI's taxonomy places the organism in Eukaryota, Metazoa, Chordata, Actinopteri, Salmoniformes, Salmonidae.
GCUAGUUAAAAGAGUAAAAUUAUCAUUUUUCAGCCUGAAUGGAGGAUGCUUUGUGUAGGACCCAGUCCACGGACGACACAGAGUUGGUACUGUCUUUGGUAUUACUACUAGGCACAUCAACCCUAGACGACAGUGCAGAUCUGGCGCCCGCUAUCGUCUGCCUAGGCUACUUUAGACCUAGGCUAUUCCAUACACUUCCACACAGAACAGUUUAGCACAUCACCAUACACAUGUGUCAUAUUAGCUAUUGUACGUCUGUUUCAUCGAAUAAAAAUGCGUUAUUCACUGGAACGUUCAAAGAUAUUGUAAUACAUAAAUACAUAACCAUAGCGUUCUGAAAAAGACGGCGGAACUUUCAUACCGAUCAUGUAUCAGUAUCGGAACAUAAUGUGUGACGGACCCAGGCUAAAUGUUGUAUACACGUGAGAUCCUGGAAAAGUUUCAACAGCGAGCUGGACGGCAUUUUGUCUUUAACGUUUAUGCGCCAUACAUUACCAUCAUUUCUACGUAUUGACACGCUCUCCUUGUGCGAUCCACAGAGCUCCUGUCUGUUACGUGCCGUAAGAUGGGGCGACUGAGGAAGAGGCACAACUGGAAGGGACGGGAGCAGAACGAGACACAUCCACCUCCAGAGGCCAAGGAGGAGGGGAAGACUGUUGUAGUGGAACUCAAAGACGGGGCCAACCUAAAGGGGGUGGACGAGAGCAAUGCCCUGGUCCUCCCAGCCACCAAACCCAAGAAGAAGAGGGGCAUUGAGAAGGCACUUACUAAGAAACAGCCCCUUACCAAGAAACAGAGGAAACAUCUACAAAAAGUCCUGGAGGUCAAAGAGAAGAAAGCUAAGAGAGUAGACAUCCUGGCCAAACUGGCUGAAGUGCAGCUGCCUGACUCUGAACUGAAGCUGCUCUACACCACCUCCAAAUUGGGCACAGGAGACAAGCAGUACCAGACCAAACAGACUCCUGAUGAGGUAGAUGACGGAGCCUCAGGGCCCAGGAUCAGCAGCCUGAGUGGAGCCAACAGGAAGAGGAAACGAAGAGCACGAGAGGAAGAGAAGGCAGAAGAGGAGAGUAGUGAUUUGGACUCAUCUGAUGAAGAGAUGGAUGAUAGCAGGAUGGGGAAUAGAAGGGUGGAGGCCACUAAUGUCUCAGAAUCUAAAGAGCCAGCCUCCUCCUGUCAGGAGAAAGAGGUGGAAGAGAAAAAGGAGAUGAGCGAGGAGUCAGGCCCUGCUCGGGCCUCCAGUAAAAAACCUUCCGAGCCAGCAAUCUUCAUCUCCGUGGACAGACUGCCAGAGAUACAGGAUUCCCGUCUGAGGCUGCCAGUGCUGGCUGAGGAGCAAGUAAUCAUGGAGGCGGUGAGAGAGAACAGUUUUGUGGUUCUGUGUGGAGAGACGGGAAGUGGUAAAACCACCCAGGUACCCCAGUUCUUGUACGAGGCUGGAUAUGCCAGUGGCACUGGGAUCAUUGGUGUGACAGAGCCUAGGAGAGUGGCAGCUGUCAGUAUGUCCCACAGAGUGGCCAAAGAGAUGAACCUGUCUACACGGGUGGUGUCGUACCAGAUCCGUUAUGAGGGGAAUGUGACUAGUGACACCAAGAUCAAGUUCAUGACAGACGGAGUCCUGCUGAAGGAGAUUCAGAAGGACUUCCUGCUCCAGAGGUACAGUGUGAUCAUCAUAGAUGAGGCCCAUGAGAGGAGUGUGUACACAGACAUCCUGAUUGGCCUGCUGUCACGCAUCGUACCACUCAGAAACAAGAAAGGCCUCCCCAUGAAGCUGAUAGUGAUGUCAGCUACUCUGCGUGUGGAGGACUUCACAGAAAACAGGAAGCUGUUUCCUACUCCUCCUCCCGUCAUAAAGGUGGAGGCCCGUCAGUUCCCUGUAAGCGUUCACUUUAACAAACGGACUCCUCUGGAGGACUACACUGGAGAGGUGUUCCACAAGACCUGUAAGAUCCACCGCAUGCUGCCCCCUGGGGGUAUCCUGGUGUUCCUGACUGGUCAGGCUGAGGUCCACUCUGUCUGCAGGAGACUGCGGAGGGCCUUCCCUUUCAGGAGGGGCAAUACAGCUACUGGUGAGGGAGAGGAGGCAGCAACAGACUACUCAGAUGAGAUGAAGAAGUUUAAGAAAGCCAAACAUAAGAGAACUGUGUCCCUACCCCGUAUUGACCUGGAUAAUUACUCAGCGUUGCCGGUGGAUGAGGGGGACGAGGACCGUCUGGCGGGGAUAGAUGAUGAGGGGUCAGACCUAGAACUAGGAGACGAUGCUGCAGACACAGAGGAGAAGGCGGACCCGUCCCUCCCUCUUUAUGUCCUCCCCCUCUACUCUCUCCUGGCUCCAGAGCAGCAGGCUAAGGUGUUCCAGCCCCCUCCUCAUGGUACACGUCUGUGUGUCGUGGCUACCAACGUAGCAGAAACCUCUCUAACCAUCCCGGGGAUAAAGUAUGUGGUCGACUGCGGUCGGGUCAAGAAGCGCUUCUACGACCGCGUCACGGGGGUCUCCUCCUUCAAGGUCUCCUGGACCUCACAGGCCUCAGCCAAUCAGAGGGCAGGCCGGUCAGGCCGUACCGAACCUGGACACUGCUAUAGGCUGUACUCAUCAGCGGUGUUUGGAGACUUCAGUCUGUUCUCAGAGGCAGAGAUCACCCGCAGGCCAGUUGAGGACCUGGUACUACAGAUGAAGGACCUUAACAUAGACAAGGUGGUCAACUUCCCAUUCCCCACAACUCCCUCAGCUGAGGCGCUGGUGGCAGCAGAACAGUUACUGGUUUCACUGGGAGCCCUAGAGGAGCCGCCACGCACCGGACGGGUUAAGGAGAUGGAGCGAGCGCGUCUGAGCUGUCCCAUCAGCCCCUUGGGCAGGGCAAUGGCAUCAUUCCCCGUGUCACCACGCUACGCUAAGAUGCUGGCGCUAGGGAAGCAGCAGGACUGUCUGCCUUACGUCAUCGCUGUGGUGGCCGCCAUGACGGUCCGGGAGAUCUUUGAGGAUCUGGACAGACCUGCUGGUAGUGAGGAUGAGAGCUCCAAGCUGGCCCAGCGUCGAGCCCGGCUGGCCCAGAUGAGGAGGCUGUGGGCUGGGCAGGGAGCCUCUCUACUGCUGGGGGACCUCAUGGUCCUGCUGGGUGCUGUGGGUGCGUGUGAGUUUGCUGGCUGCACUCUUAAAUUCUGUGAAGAGAAUGGACUGCGGUAUAAAGCCAUGCUGGAGAUCAGACGACUUAGAGGACAGCUCACCAACGCAGUGAACUCAGUGUGUCCAGAGGUGGGUGUGUUUGUGGACUGUAAGAUGGCUCCACCUACUGAGAGCCAGGUGGUGUGUUUACGUCAGAUAGUGCUGGCGGGACUGGGAGACCACCUCGCCAGACGGGUACAGCAAGAGGAACUUCUAGACCCAAAAUGGAGGAAUGGAUACAAGACCCCACUCCUGGAUGAGCCAGUCUACAUCCACCCCUCCUCAGCCCUGUUUAAAACGCUACCUCAGUUUGUGGUCUAUCAGGAGGUCUUGGAGACCACCAAGAUGUACAUGAGAGGUGUGUCAGCGGUAGAACCAGAGUGGGUUCCCCAGCUCCUCACCCAGUACUGCCAUUUUGGAUCUCCUCUGGAGACCCCGUCGCCAUGGCUCUGUGCCUCUACAGGCAGGGUCAAAUGUCACUGUACCAGCACCUUUUUCCGAUGUGGCUGGCAGCUUCCUGCUAUAGAGAUGGAUUACCCAGAUGGCCUGGAACGAUACAAACUGUUUGCCAAGUUUCUUCUGGAAGGACAGGUCUGCCCUAAAUUGAAGCAGCACAGCGGUUAUCUUCUCUCAAACCCUUCCAUCAUGAUGAAGACCUGGGCAAAACUCCAGCCCAGGACUGAGGCUCUGCUGGGAGCUUUAGUGUCAGAGAGAGUGGACUGCAGAGACUUACUGCUCUCAUCCUGGAAGAACCACGACAAAUUCCUCUUGACUGCGUACUGCCAGUGGAUCCCUGAAGCUAAGCACCAAGACGUGGCCAAGAGCUGGCCUCCCAUCUGACACAGAGGACACUGAUACCAGCUUUGCAGCCUGCCAAACCAGCCAUACCAUCACAGUGCCAUCAACACAACCCCAUUACACAUACCAGGGAGCCAGUUAUCCAUACCUCAGCCAGCCACACAACACACAGGACCUUUUGGCUGUUCUGUACAGAACUGUUCAGGGGAAGGGCCGUCUUUCACUUGGACGAUGUGUCCAUCUCUGGUUGUGUUUUGAUACAUUUUUAAGACUGCUUAUUUGUGCUAGUCUGAAACUGAUGAUUAGAAUGAGAUUUGUUCAAUGUUGGACAAGUCUUUUUGAAGAUGAAGCCUUAAUCUUACCACGCAGUUGACACCCAAAAUAAAUACGAAGGCUUUUUUUUCUGUUUUAA